Molecule: messenger RNA, 1410 nt
Organism: Linnemannia hyalina
Lineage: Eukaryota; Fungi; Mortierellomycota; Mortierellomycetes; Mortierellales; Mortierellaceae
Source: the annotation of a GenBank genome assembly
AUGACCACACCCGAGAAGACCAUCACCCCCGACAUUGUCGCCACCGAGAACACUACCGAGGCUGGCAGCAGCAGCAGCAACCCCUUCUUAACUACCGAUGAGACCCACGACAGAGCCAUCAGCCUCGUCCUCGAUACCUCGCCUUUCCUGCGCGGUGGAGCCUCCAAGCUGAGAGCCCUGGCGGACAAGUUCUAUACCAUCCCCGAGGUCCUGAACGAAAUUAGAGACAAGCAGGCGCGCAAGGAUCUCGACAUGCUCCCUUUUGAUAUCCAGGUCAUCAACCCCAACGAGUCCUCUGUCCGCGCUGUUGCUGCCUUUGCCAGGAAGACAGGAGAUUCUGCUGUUCUGUCCGCAACCGAUCUUCGUGUCUUGGCCCUGACUUACCAGCUGGAAUUCGAGAACUGUGGCAUGAAGCGUAUCCGUGCCGAACCCGUCCGCGCUAACGUCCAGCCCACUGGCAACAAGCCCCCAGCAACCCCCAGACGCACCAAGAACUCUGCAAAGGAAAUUACUGGCGAUUUCGAGGAUGAGGAGCCCACAACUACCGCUGAGGACAGCCAACAGCAAGAGCAAGGAAACACUGUGUUGGAGGAGGAGGAGGAGUCUGAUGAUGAUGAGGAGGAGGCAGUUGCAGCUGAGGAUCAGGAUGUUCAGGAGAUUUCAGGAAAGCUCGAGAACUUGACGACAGUGGAGGGAAAGACCGAGUCUGCAGAGCAGAAGGAGACCAAGGAUGCUUCAGAGUCGACUCCAGCAGCAACAGAGGAGAACAACGAGGACGAUGAUGAUGAUGGUGAGUGGAUCACACCCGAGAACGUCAAAAAGUUCAAGCGCCACGGCACAUUGAAGCCCAAGAAGAAGGCCCGCAAGACGCUGUUGAUGCAGGUUGCCUGUACGACGGCCGAUUACGCGAUGCAGAAUGUUCUCCUCCAGAUGGGUCUCAACCUGUUGUCGAUCGACGGACUUCGGAUCAGCAAAGUCAAGAAUUGGGUCCUGAGGUGCCAUGCCUGCACCAAGGUGACCCACGACAUGGAGAAGAAGUUCUGCCCCAGCUGUGGAAACUCGACGUUGAUGAGGACCUCGACUAGCACAGACCAGAACGGCAACGUCAAGUACUACCUCAAGAAGAACAUGGUCUACAACCUCCGCGGCACCAAAUACUCAAUCCCGGCCCCCAAGGGAGGUCGCAAGAACAACGAUUUGAUUCUGAGGGAGGACCAGCGCGAGUUUGAGUUGUCGAUGAAGUUCCAGAGACGCCAGAAGAAGAUUGAUGCUUUUGACCCGGAUUACGUGCCCCGUCUGCUUGAGGGCCAGAUCGAUGUCAGGAACCCCUUUGGAGCACCUGUCAUUGGAUAUGGCAAACGGAACCCAAACGCUGUCAAGAAGAACCAGACCCUCAGGAGGAGAAGAUAA